This is a messenger RNA of Pieris brassicae (large cabbage white), 4493 nucleotides long. RefSeq names its product transcription elongation factor B polypeptide 3. NCBI's taxonomy places the organism in Eukaryota, Metazoa, Arthropoda, Insecta, Lepidoptera, Pieridae. The transcript has 10 exons. Gene Ontology annotation, biological process: transcription elongation by RNA polymerase II. The record is from RefSeq and is a predicted model, not a curated record. Bases 119 to 2437 code for a protein of 772 amino acids. Gene Ontology annotation, cellular component: nucleus; elongin complex.
CACAAAACAAGACGUCAAACAUGUGUACCUAAUUUAUAAAAAUGGUGCCCGUUUACCAGCUGGCAGUAAACUUUUCAUAAAAAAAAAGUUGUUCUUACGUUAAAGUAUAUUUUGUGUUAUGGCGUCUGUACUAGAUUUAAUUAAACACUAUCAACAUGCUAUUGAAAAAUAUUGCAAUGAUGAACAGAAAAUUUUAAAGUGCAUAGAUAAGUUGUUUCACCUUAGUGUAACAGUGCAGCACCUUCAAGAAACUGGUGUGGGCCGAACUGUUAAUGCUCUUCGUAAAGAACCUGGAGAUGUUGGCCAGGCUGCCAGAGCACUUGUAUACAAAUGGAAGCUAAUGGUUGCUUCUGAAGAGAGUGACCAGGAAACAGAUAAUAAUGAAACAUCAAAAUACAAUGGCCAUGAUGAUGGAAAUUCAAAUGGCAACCAUAAAUCAAAAACUAAACAAGAAAAAUAUGAAACUGAGGCAAAACAAGAGGAUAAAUCACAUAGACACAUGAAUGGUGACCACAAUCGCAAUAAGAGAAAAUAUCAUAGUAGUGAGGAAGAUGAGCCAGAUGGUAAAAAGUCCAAACAUAGUCAAAACAAAGAAAAUAGUUAUAAAAUUAAAACAGAACCUAAGUCCGAUAAAUCUGAAAGUGAAAGUGAAGAAUCCUCGGAGUCAGGCAGUGACAGUGACACAUCAAAUUCAACAGAUACUGAAAAAGUUGAGUAUAAAAAAAUCAAAGAAGAAAAAAUAGACCAAUAUAAAUCUCCUCCAAGUAAAGAUUCUAGCAGCCAUAGUCAUAGAAAUAAAAGUUCAUCAGGCUCUGACAAGGACAAGUUGUUGGAAAAACAUUAUAAAUAUAGUACUGAAAGUUCUAAACACUCUUCAUCAAAGGAUAGAUCUCAAACCUCAUAUAGACACAGUUCAAAAGAAACAAAAGAAAGGGACCAAAUUAAAGAAAAAAAGGAAAGGUCCUUUGAGAAAGAUCGCCUACAGAAGGAAACACCCUCAGAAAAAGAAAAACCUAAAGAAUCAUCAAGCAAACACAGCAAAUCUAAUAACCAUAAAGAUGAAAAAGAUAAGUCAAGUAAAAGUAAGUUGCAUGAAAAAGAGAGGCUAUCUGAGAAAGAGAAAAGACCAGAUAAAGAUAAGAAACAUUCUGAAUCCACAAAACACAAUCCAGACAAACAUAAAUCAAGUGAAGAAAAGAGGGAGAAAUCUACAAGUAAAUCAGAUAAACAUUCUGAAAAGGACAAGCAUAGGUCUAGUAAGGAAAAACAUGAAUCAAAAGAAAAAAAUAAAGACAGACAUCAAGAAAAAUCAAAAGAUAAAUCUAGUUCCUCUAAAGAUAGAGACCAUAAGGAUAAGAGAUCAUCAUCAAGUGAUGUAACUAAAGAUAGAAAGAAGUCUAAAAGUGAUAAAAGUGACAGCAGUCGGAGUGACUGUAGUCGAAAAGAUAAACAUAAGUCUAGUAGUAAAAAUAAUGAUAUACCAAAGAAAAAAAUUGAUGAAAGUAAUGGUGAUAGUGAUGGCAUUGGCUGUGAAUCAGGUGCCAGUUUCGCUGAGGCCCUUGGCAUGGUGAGUCCAGUGAAAUCGAAAAAGAAACAAAUCAAAGAAACUCACUCUCCUAGUUCCUUUAAUGGCGAUCUCAGCCCGGCUUCUUUGCUGGCUCCCGAUGCAAAAUUGGCUCCUCUACCGAACAUUGAAAUUUCGGCUCUACCAGAGAUAUCGCCGAACUAUAAGCCGAGACCGCCUCCCAAGUUUCUCCCACAUUUCGAUGAUAUGGAUUUAAGUACUGUUAUGUCUUCGAAGAACCAAAGAACAAAAGUUUACUCUGGAAAUAAAGUGAUAGGGAAAAUACCUUCGCUGUAUGAAAUGUGUGUUCAAGUCCUUCAAGAGCAUAUUGAUGCUCUGGAAUAUACUGGUGGUGUGCCAUAUGAGAUAUUGAAACCAGUUGUGGAUAGAGCGACCCCCCAACAGCUCUUUAUGUUGGAGCACUUUAAUCCCUAUCUUAUGGAGGACACUGACCAUUUAUGGCAGAAGUUCUGUGAAAAGCAUUUUAGGAAUAAGAAACGAAUGGAGAUGGAGACGUGGCGGGAGAUGUAUAUGCGUUGUCAAGAAGAGCAAGAAAUCAAACUGAAAUCCUUGACGGAGAAUAUAAAAAUAGCUCAAGAAGCAAAAAAGGCGCCAAUCAAACAGACAAAGAUGGCGUACGUUGACACAGUUGUCAAACCACCCCGAAGUGUUGCCAGAAAACAAGCGCAACACGGAACAGCAUUUGCUGCAACUGCAAGCCCUGCAGCAAGAGUAGCAGCAUUGGCUACUGCUCCCAACGUACUGAAGGGCGGAAGACCUACCCCAGUUACAACACUCUCUCCCUUUGUAAAACCUAAAAAAGCACCCUUAAUGCAAAAAGCCCUCCAAUUUAUGAGGGGAAGAAAACGGUGAAUUUCCAUAGAAAUUAUUGUAAGCAAGUGUUACCGACCAGCGAUGAUGUGAGUUUUUGUCUUGGUUCAACUAUCCAUUAACAGGAAAUUUGUAAAUAAUAAGCGAUUUGAGGUAAAAGUGUCCUAAGUAGUUUUCCUAUGGUUAAAGUCGACAGAUAAAGUAGUACUUGUGAGAAUUCUAAUUUGACUAGUUUUUGGUAUGCAAAUAGUAAAAUAUACAAUGUUCGAAUCCUGUACAGAAUGUACUUUUGAUAGAUCUUCAACUAACACAUUUCGAUAUUUGAUAACAUGAAAAAAGGUUUUUCAUGUUCAAGUGGAACCUCCACUAACUUGGGUUUUUAAUACAAACAAAAACCCAAUGGUUUUUCCGCACUUGGAGUAAUGUAAAUAUAUAUUUAUCACAAUAGUUAAAUUUAAUUUAUAUAAAUCAUAUUGUUUCAUAUGAAUUUUUAAAAUUUUUAUUAUUAUUUAUAUAUAUUAUCAAGAACUAGGUUUGUACAGAUUUUAAGAAAAUAAUACAUCUUUUGUAACUUAUAAUCAUAUCUUAAUUGAUUCAAAAUAUUGUAUAAACGUAAUAAAUAUACAAAAUCAAUAAUUCUAUAUUAUAAACUCUUUUUAGAGCUUUAAAUUCAUAUAUUUUUGUAUUGACAUAUAUUCAGAGUCGAGGCUAAUGUGUACCUAAAUAUGGCUCCCAUAUGUCAAAAAUGUAUAGGAUAUACAAUUCACACUAAGUCUUAACUUAAUUAUUUAUUUAUUUUAUUUUAUCUGCUUUACAGUUUAUGAAAUUUACGUAGAUAUACCAAUAUAUACUCUCAAGCAUACCAAUAGGUAAUACAGCUACAAUUUGUUUGUUAAUAUAAAGUAUUUUUUCAUAAACUGUGUAGAAGGCACCCUUUGGAAUCCUUUUUUGGUUGAGAUUCAAAGACAAGUUUAGAUGUGUAGAAACUUUCUCAUUUCUAGAAAAAUAUAGUAACUUCUAUAGUCGAUACAUAAUCUGGCAUUUUAAACUGAACAUAACUCACACAUUGACUGGUACACGAAUUAUUUUAGAAAUAUUUUAAUGUAAUGUAGUCUGUAUGUAGUAUAUUGAUUGUAGUGAUUAAUUUAAGAGUAUGAAAUAGAUGUGUUUGGUUCCUUUAGCUAACGAAUAACUGUUGGUAUAUUGAUGUUGCUAUAUUCUACACAAAUUACGAUCAAAAUUGCAUUGAACGCAUGUAUUUAAAAAGCUUUUUUGUUAGAAUAAUAUGGAAAUCUGACAAGAACGGAUUUGAUGGAUUUGACCAAUUCUUAUUGUUUGACAUUAGUAUUGUUAUCAUUUUUAUGAAAUAUAUAUUUUUAUAUUUUAUAUCAUCACAAAGUGAUUUCACUGGGAAAAUUCAAACAACAAAAAAAUUUAUAAGUAUACAAUUCUCAGUUACAAUUGGAAAUUGUACAUAUUCAAAAAAAUUAUGCAUAUAAAAAAUACUCAUGAAAUCAUGUUAUGGCCAUGUCUUCAGAGUCUCAGGAUAAGAUUCAGAGACAUGUUAAUAACCAUCUGUCAAAGUCAGACAAGUAAUUGACAGAAGAGACCUAGUUCCUAUUUAUUUGUCUCUGAACCUUAGCCCUUGAAAUUCGCGCCAAAGUACUAUCUACCUACAUUUACAGUAAGUAAAUGCUCAUUUGUAGUCGCAAAACGUUUGGCAUAUGGGAUGACGUAUACUGCUCAUCUAAGUAAGGCUUGUCACAGACCGUAAAUGUCAUAGUGUGUGGCUUUUGCAAGUUCUGAGGAAAUUCAUCAAACUAUUGUGUAUGAAUUAUAUACAAGUUAGUUUAAUUUUCAAACUAUUUCUUUCUUCUGCAUAUACUUUAAUCCUCAUCUUCAUGUCUUACUUAUCUUCAGAAAAUAAAAAUGUGUACAUAAAUAUAUUGUUUAUUUAAGGAAACUUAAAGAAUUAGUUAAAAUUAUAACAAACUCUUAUAUUUAUAAGUUCAUAUUUUAUGCAGUUUGCUCAAAAAUUUAUGACAGUAGCUUUUAUGAUUAUUAAAUUGACCAACCUGUCAGUUUAGAAAAAAAUGUG